AUCAUGUUGUCGAUAUUUUGUGGGAUAGGCGAAGGAUCGUCUGGAUACACCUGUGUGUUUAUAUCUGUUUGUGUGAAUUUUAUUUGCAAGUAUUCGUGUCUACACUGUCCGUCACAUGAAUCAGCUUGUGCUUAAACGUUGUUACUCUUGUUUGACAUGACUUUAGAAGAUCCCUUUUACGUCGUCAAAGAUGAGGUGUUCAAAGCAUUGAACAAGACCCGUGGACUAUACCUCAGGUGGCAAGAAAUCUCCAAGGCUCCUUCCGUACCCAACAGUCCUGAAGUGGAAUGGACUUCGACGGAGCUCAGGAACGCACUCCGUAGCAUCGAAUGGGACUUAGAAGAUUUGGAAGAUACUAUUAGUAUCGUAGAAAAGAAUUCGUCAAAGUUUAAAAUUGACAACAAAGAAAUAUCCGAACGACGAAGUUUUAUAGAAGCUACGAAACAAGAAGUUAAGGUGAUGAAGAGCAAAAUGAGCCUCAACAGGAAUCGGGACAAAGACAGCACGGCUCGCGAGCCGUUGCUGGGCGAGGAGAGCCCGAUACACAUGAACAAUGUUUGGACGGCCACGCCGAAGUACUCCAAGUAUUCGAAACUCGCCAACCAGACGGACAGCCCCGACAGGUUCGACUACGACAGCGACAUCAUGUCGAUGCAAGAUAAGAUGCUCUCCAGCCAGAAUGACCAGCUGCAAGUCAUCAGCCACUCCGUCGGCUCCUUGAAAACCGUUUCCAAGCAGAUUGGGAUUGAACUCGACGAACAGGCUGUGAUGUUAGAUGACCUAAAUACGGAACUCGAAAAUGCCGAUUCGAAACUAGACUCCACAUUAAAGAAAGUGGCUAAGGUGCUUCAUAUGAAUAAUGAUCGACGCCAGUGGCUGGCAAUAGGAAUCCUGGUAGGCCUUCUAAUGAUAAUAUUAAUACUAUUUGUUAUAAUUUGAAUUAGUUCCCGAGUUGUUUUGUUUGUGUAAAUGUUAAAUCAUGUUCGUAGUUCUAAGUGAUAUUUAUAUUCUUGUAUGAUAACUUCAUAGGUACCUACUUUACAAUCUAUUCUGUCAUUAAUAUAGAUACUAUCGUUAGGAUUGUAACUUAUUUGUUUUUGUAAUAUUAUCUAUGUUGCUUGCGGAAUAUUUCUAGAUUAAAGAAUGUAUGCGAGUUGGAUAUCUGUAUAGAAAGUAGACAUUCCAGAAAUAUUAUGUUCCAGAUACAUUGAAAAAAAGAUUGCUUACUCUAGGACUGCCUUGAACACAAACAAAACUAUUUUCUGACACUUUGAUCUAACGACAUAACACUCCUUCGUGUGCCUGUAAAAUAUAGCAUUAAAAAAAGUUUUCUUCCAAUGUUUACAAGCAAACUAGUUGCAAUUCUAACUGUAUGAAAACUGUGACUUCACACUUUAGGAUUCGAUAGCGACCAUUAAUAAAAUCAUUGUAUAAUUAUAAUAUAGUAUAAAUUAUAACAUAGUUAAGAUAGGACAGCUGUUUUUGUUAAUUGUUCAUUUUAUAUAUUUUAAUAUUUUCGACGUACCUCUGUGAUUAUUACAUUAGCGUGCGAGUUUUAAAAAGCUUUAUAUUGUUCCAGCUGUUAAUUGGUUUGUUGGAUAGUGUAACUGAUAUCAUUAAAACGCCUUUGUGAAUGAAAUUAAUCUCUCGCAAACAGAAUUUUGUUUAAAAUGAAAACAUCUUGAAAUGCUGGCAAUUUAAAUACUCACGGCGGAGCUCAGCUUUACAUACGUAUUUUAAAUAGUUCACUAACUGACAAGAACAAUAAAUAUAUUGAAAUAUCUUAGCCGCAAUAAUAUUGACCUAGUAGUAAAAAACUAUUGUAGCGAUACAGAUUAUAUUUUUAAUGUGUAGCAAAUAAUGUAGCCUUUUUCACAUACGUUUUUCUGCCGUAAAAUGUAGUGUAAAUUCACAGGACGUGGGCACAGCGGUAGGUGUUGAAUGAGCCACGACUACGUCCGGGCCGUGACACGGCGGUACCGCGUAUAGUACAAGCUUUCAUAGUGACCCAUACCACAGAUUACUCCCAUACGGACGGCUGUGCCUGCGUCUGGUGAAUUUACCCCAGAAAAACAUUUGUCAUAUAGAUAAGAUAAGCCGUACAUGACGGUAAUAUAAUAAAGUCCAGUAAAGACGAUUGGGAACUUAAAAGCUGCUAAAUUAUUGUUCUGUAUUACUACGACACACAUUAAAAUUGCUAAAGUAAGGCAUAAUAGCAUGAGAUCUAUAAUUAGCUUAGCUUUUAAUGAGAUACCUAUAGCUCAAUAUUUUUUUAAUAAAAAUGUUUUAACGAGUCUAUUAGGUAUAGCUUUCUAAACUACUACUGCAUUUGCUAGCCUGAAUAUAAGGACACAUUCUGAACCUCAGGUACUAUUAUUAAAUGAAAGAAUUAAUUAAGUGUUGACUAGUCGUGUACUGCCUUUCAAUAUCUUGUAGUCUAUUUUAUGGGGAGCUUGUCCACUGUUUUGGUAGUUCGGGUGAAGUAAAGUUCGGUCUUGGGUCGUAAAAAGUCACACUAUUGUUCAGGAAAAUCCUCAUUCAACCUUGAUCUCUUUCACUGUACUCUUUUCACACAUAGUCAAUAAUAUUAAGAUAGUUAUAAAAACCUUUUCCUUUUCUAUCUCCCUCCAACCCUCUCUUCCACCCACCAAAUACACAAAGGUCAGGUCCUAUAUAAUUUGACGCACGAUGCCAUUUGUUUGCGCUGGUCGCUUGUAAAGAAUGUAUGUGUGAUUAUUCUAAGCUCUGAGCCUGCAUAGUUGAGGAGUAUUGGUACCAUACCUCAAGACUUAAAGUAUAUCCGUAUAGGGCCAUUGUGCGUUGUAAAAUUUUGACAUAAUAUGGUCGCUUGCUAUGUAGAAGUGCCGAGUAUCUAAAGAAAGAUGAUCACAGUUUUUCGAUAAUUACUUAUAAUUUAUAUAUGACGGUAUAUUGUUAUUCUGAUAUUUCCUACUCUUUGAAUAUAUUUUUAAUUCAUUUCUAUUGACAUUAUUGGCGUUGCAGAUUUACAAACAAAUAUUUUUAUUCCUUCGAAGCUAGCAAGUCGACUAAAGUGUGACAAUGACCCUAUCUAAAACACAUUCAAUAUUAAUCAAAAAUUCUAAAUAGAUGUAAGUGCCCAUUAUUUAAUUAGAAGCAAAAUAAACCAAUGUAAAUGUACAUAUAAUUAUAAUUUAUUAUUGUUCGGUUAAGUUAUGCAUUAUUAGAAUGAGGUGUCUUCUAUUUGUCUCAAUGAUUUGGUUUCUUUUGCUUUCUAUGUUGUAAACUUACCUUAAUCUAGAUAAAAGUAUAUGAUUAGUUGAUAAAAAUAUAUGUUUACGUUUAUUAAACUUAUGAUAAAGAUCGAAAUUUUGUA
Helicoverpa armigera (cotton bollworm) is the source of this 3355-nucleotide messenger RNA. RefSeq names its product syntaxin-6 (gene Syx6). NCBI's taxonomy places the organism in Eukaryota, Metazoa, Arthropoda, Insecta, Lepidoptera, Noctuidae. Gene Ontology annotation, cellular component: SNARE complex; endomembrane system; synaptic vesicle membrane. The record is from RefSeq and is a predicted model, not a curated record. Gene Ontology annotation, molecular function: SNARE binding; SNAP receptor activity. Gene Ontology annotation, biological process: Golgi vesicle transport; vesicle fusion; intracellular protein transport. The transcript is spliced from 6 exons. Bases 157 to 939 code for a protein of 260 amino acids.